GAAAAUCGACAUGGCUCGAGCUCAAGCACUGAAGGACGCCACUUGUGACGGAAAACCUUACUUUGUCUCAUCGCGGUGUUACUGCUGUUUUGUUAUUUUUUGUUUGUUUAUGUCGAAAAGGAGUACAUGUGUCAACGGUUAUAACUCACGAGUAUUUUUGUAGCAACGUUUGUACUCGACGACGACACUGUAAGCUCACGAAGAUAAAAAUGUUUGCUUGAAAUGUUGAAGUAUUAGUUAUAAAAGAUUACGGUGUAGUACCGAUCCUGUACUGUAAGCUAAUGCUAGUAGAAAUAGAGUUGAGGAAUAGGUAACACGUGUGUCUUACGUGCUAAUACAUAGUCACUGAGUUUCAAACAAAAGUAAAACAAAUACAGUUGCUUAAUUGUGUUAGCUAACUACUAUAAUUUAUAAAAUGCAUUGGUUACAUCAGCACUGAACGAAGGCUUUCAAUCAAAAUACUCGAGACUAAGAGGCACACUAACAAAAACGAACACGUGCAAUUUGGAGGAGAAUGAAUCGGUUCCGGAACUGACGUCAUCAUGAUUACCGUAGCGUCGGCUAUAGAAAGACACUUUUCGCAGACAAAUGAGCGUCUUCAUUGUAUUAAAGAGGCGCUCGGUUCACCAACGAGUUUCCAUGGGGCUGCGCACGAGUUGCUAGAAUGGUGCAGUGAUACCCGAGCAUUUCAAAGCGUUUUUGAAGAAAGUUUAGUGACUUGCCUUACGGUUGUUAGUCAAAACGCUGCUCAGCGAGGCUUUGACCUCGACCUUGGUUACCGUCUGCUGGCAGUUUGUGCAGCCCAGCGAGAUAAAUUGUCUCCAAAGUCUGCCUCACUCUUGACGGUUUGGUGUGAGGACUUGGGAAGGCUUUUACUCCUUCGUCACCAGAGAAACAGAAGCGGUGAAAGAGGAGGUUUUAAAGACCUGUCGCUGGACUAUCAACACACACUGAAGUCGCUUCCUCCUGUUAAACAAAGUGAUACUACUACCAUGGCCACAAUGGGCUGGCAACAGACGCCGCCAGCUGGUUAUGGUCCCCACCAUCAAGCUCCACAACAGCAGUUAUCUGUAGUGACCACUGUUUGGGGAGUGACCACAAGCACUCAGAGUGGACCAUUGGCACACAAUUCAUAUACAGGUACCAACACAUCUAUGGCACAAGUUCCAUAUGGUCAAAGUCAGCAUGGUUACCCUGGCAAUAAUCCAACAGGCAUGUCUUCAAAAGUUUAUCCUCCUCAGGGCAUGAGUGGAAGACCAGCUCCUCCAGGAUAUAAUGGUUAUGACCUAACAUCAACCUCUAUGGGAGGACCAAUGAUGGUUCCUGGUAAUGGACCCUCUGGAGAUUACCAGAACCCUUCAGGUGCUCUUAAUGCAGCAGCGCUUGUAGCAAGAGCUGCAGCUGCUGCUACUGCUACUGCUACAGCAACAGCUAGUGUUGUGGCAUUCCAGGAGCAGCAGCAGGAAGCAGUAAUGGGUAGCCAGUUCAGUAGUCAGUUGCCUGGUAUGAAAGAACAGCAACAAUAUCGGGACAGUUAUGGAGCUCAACAUUUACCACAUGGCUUGGGUCAGGUGGAGAACCACAUGAGCAGCCCUAUGGCAGGGACUAUGACAUCUAUGGAUGCUUCAUUGGGCAUAAUGAACAACCCCAUGAUGAAUUCUGCCAACUCAAUGAACCACUUUAACUCGCAGAAUGUCAUGAAUGGACCCGUGACUAUGAAUACUCAGAUGAACAAAGCUGGUAUGCAAGUUCUACCAAGUAUGGGGAGUGGAGGUACAACCAUGUACCAAGGGCCUCCAGUAGGGAUGAGUCCACAACCCAGAAGUCGUGUAACUCCAUAUCCAAGUCCUGCCCAGUAUUUAGCGGAGAAACGACAGUCACAGUAUAACAAUGCUAUGAUUUCACAGUAUAGUUCUAACAUGCCACCCUAUGGAGCCAGUACUCAGCAGUCAUAUAGUUCUUCACAGUAUUCAAUAGGUCAACCUGCCCAAUUUGUCAAGCAACCACAUCAGUAUCCUUCAUCUUUACAACAGCCCAUCUCUUCCAUGGCUUAUCCACCUCAACAAACAAUGCGACCAUCCAUGAGACCACAAGGAUCUUCCUAUAUGGCACAACAAGGCCAGUAUUAUCCAUCAGGUCAAGUGAACGGUACCGCACCACAACUCCAACAUGAACAACCGUACAAUGGAAAUACGUAUGUUAAUCCUCCAAACUAUCAGAGGAGUUUUAGUUACCAACAGCCAUCAGUCCCAGGAAAUCCUACCCCACCUCUUACACCAGCUUCAGGACUGACCCCGUACAUCACAUCCAGUCAUGGUGAUGUAAAGCCUAUGGUGCAUCAAGGAAAAGAUGCUGAGUUAAGACUGACUUUUCCCGUCAGAGAUGGAACUAUUUUGCCUCCUUUCCGGUUGGAACACAAUCUGGCUGUCAGCAAUCAUUUCUUCCAACUAAAGCCCUCUAUACAUCAAACUUUAGUGAUGCGUUCAGACUUAGAGUUGCAGUUGAAGUGCUUUCAUCAUGAAGACAGGCAGAUGAACACAAACUGGCCUACCUCAGUACAAGUGUCCGUCAAUGCUGUACCUAUCACUAUUGACAGAGGUGAAACUAAAACAUCUCACAGACCUCUUUAUCUCAAAGAAGUGUGUCAUCCAGGUCGAAACACUAUUCAGAUCACUGUGACGGCUUGCUGUUGUUCUCAUUUAUUCCUUUUACAACUUGUCCACCGGCCAACAGUAAAGUCUGUUCUUCAGGGUUUGCUGCGUAAACGUCUUCUUCCCGCAGAACACUGUGUAUCCAAAAUCAAAAGAAACUUUAAUAAUGUAGCUACAACUGGUGGUGAUGGUGUGGAACAAACAGCCAUCAAAGUCUCCUUGAAAUGUCCAAUCACAUUCAAGAAAAUAAAUCUUCCCGCUCGAGGAGAAGAGUGCAAACAUAUACAGUGCUUUGACUUACAGUCCUACCUACAGCUAAAUUGUGAAAGAGAAUCCUGGAGAUGUCCAGUAUGCAAUAAAACAGCAGUGUUAGAGAAGCUAGAAGUCGACCAAUACAUGUGGGCUGUCUUGAAUAAUCUAAGUAAGUCAGAAGUUGAAGAAAUCACAAUAGAUGCUUUAGCAUCGUGGAAACCUGUUUCUAUCAAACCAGUGAAAGAAGAGCAUGAGCAAGACUCAUGUGGUGGACAUAAAUGGUUUAAAGCCAUGUCACCAGGAAGCAUGACCUUACCAACUAGUAACAGCUGGGAAGUUGGUCAAGCCAUGUCACCAUACUCUGCUAUGGUUCAACCUGACAUGAACU
Limulus polyphemus (Atlantic horseshoe crab) is the source of this 3291-nucleotide messenger RNA. RefSeq names its product zinc finger MIZ domain-containing protein 1-like. Gene Ontology annotation, biological process: regulation of transcription by RNA polymerase II; protein sumoylation. The transcript has 15 exons. Gene Ontology annotation, molecular function: zinc ion binding; SUMO ligase activity. The record is from RefSeq and is a predicted model, not a curated record. NCBI's taxonomy places the organism in Eukaryota, Metazoa, Arthropoda, Merostomata, Xiphosura, Limulidae. The annotation marks the transcript as partial.